Thunnus maccoyii (southern bluefin tuna) is the source of this 8527-nucleotide messenger RNA. RefSeq names its product zinc finger, matrin-type 3 (gene zmat3). Lineage: Eukaryota; Metazoa; Chordata; Actinopteri; Scombriformes; Scombridae. The transcript has 6 exons. The record is from RefSeq and is a predicted model, not a curated record. Gene Ontology annotation, molecular function: nucleic acid binding; zinc ion binding. The coding region runs from base 52 to 1539 and encodes 495 amino acids.
UGGCCGCCCGGUUUAUUAGGGAGAAGAAGUUGGCAAAGGGAUGUGACUGCAAUGAUGUCGCUACAGCUGAAGCACGGGGAUGCAGCGUACUACCAGAGUGCAGAAUACUGCAGAAAUUACACUUCGCCGCCUGUCAGCUACGGUGACAGCAGCCAUUAUCUCCCCCGUUUGCCAGGCCCAGAGACCAUGUUGAAGCCUCCUCUCAGUCUCUUCAGCCAUCCCCAGCAGCCCUUCCAACAUAUGGACUCUCUGCACCAGCUGGGACCUCCACCAAUGGCGCCUACGCAGCCUCUUGGCCCACCGCCAAUCGCCCCUGCUCAAGCAAUUGGACCCCCAACUAUGGCUCCCACCCAGACCCUUGGGCCCCCUCCAAUCACUGCUACUCACACCUUAAGGCCUCCUCCCAUUACCCCUGCACACAGCUUAGGCCCUCCUCCAAUGGCUCCCCCGCAGCCACUGGGGCCUCCACCAAUGGCACACACCUUGGGGCCCCCACCGGUAGACCACUCACAAGCAAUGGUGCCUUCAGCCAUGGACCUCACACAACCCUUGGGGCCUCCACCUCUGAAUCCUGCACAUGCACUGAUGCCACCACCUGUAGUAGCGCCCGGAGCUGGCAGAUUCCCGCUCCCUCCCAGCCCCCUGUCCUGCCCUCUUGCUCCAGGCCCAGAUCACUCACAGCUACCCCCAAGGCCCCCAGGACCGGUCCUCAUCCCAGCCCCGGUGUCCGGUCUCAUACCUGGUCCUCUCCCAGGUCAGGCAGCCCCAGCCAGCGAGCAGCCCCAGGAUGAGGGCUCUCCGCUGGGCAUGGAGGAGCAGGAGGACUCUAUGGGACUGGAAGAACUGUGUAAACCGCUGUACUGUAAACUCUGCAACGUUACCCUCAACUCUGCUCAGCAGGCGCAGGCUCACUACCAGGGGAAGAACCACAGUAAAAAGCUGAGAAAUUUCUACGCCGGCAGUCAACAGCCGCCUGCAAUCAGGAUCCCAGAAGUCCUCGAGGCGGACGGCCAGACGGCCCUCAGCUCAGGAUCCACCGACAGCGACACCGGGAAGCAGGCGCUGUAUAAGGGGGCUACACGGGUCAUUUUGGCCACAGAGAACGACUAUUGUAAGCUGUGUGAUGCCUCCUUCAGCUCACCAGCAGUUGCACAGGCCCACUACCAGGGCAAGAACCACGCCAAGAAACUACGGCUCGCUGAGGCUCAGCAGAACACCAACAACAUGGAAGGCAGUAGUGAAGCAACCCCAAGAAGAAAUAGGAAAGAUGGCAGCGAGUAUAGACUGGUGAAAAAUCGUCGUAGCCCACAGCUACCUGCCUCCAUGCCAGGGCCCUACUACAACCCCAGACCGAGGCAGCGCAUCCCCAGGGACUUAGCCAUGUGCGUGACCCCCAGCGGACAGUUCUACUGCUCCAUGUGCAACUGCGGAGCCGAACAAGAAACGGACUUCCGACAGCAUCUGGAGAGCAAGCAGCACAAAGCUAAAGUAUCAGAGUUAAGAUACCGCAACGAGAUGGAGAACCUGGGAUACAGCUAAGAGACACCAGAGGGGAGGGGCUGGAAGAGAGGAGAUGAAGACUAGCAGACUAGGAAGUGGGACAGAAAAGGGGUGGAGAGACAGCACAAGACCAAAGUGCAGGAAAGCAAAUACUUUUUAGGGGCAUUUUUAGUGAGGAGAUUAGUAAAACGGCCUCAAGAUCUUGUUGCAAUCCAUUUGAUAUAUGGAUCAAACACUUAAAUCCUCAUAUUUGACAUAACGCUCUACCAUAUGAAGCUAUAUUUGAUGAAUUUAUUUGAUCUGGGUAUUACCCGUUUUUUUGAAAUUCAGUCUGUAAAAGCAAAGCAGGAUGUGCAAAGAACAGGACCUGUGCUGGUGAGUGAAUAGUGGAUAUUGACAUGCAACUUUUAAUUUUUCCAAAGUCCAAAGCAGAUUUUAACAGCAAAAAUAAAACCUUUAAGUCUGUUUUUAAAGGUAUUGAAUACGAUUUUUUGACCCACCGCCUUUUUGUAAUACUGUUUUUGAUCAACUAUCCUCCAAGUCUUUUAGUGGAUCACAUUCUGACUCAGGAUACAGGUAAAUACAAAUGAAUUGCAAGAAAAUCUUCUUCAGGCUAAAGAGAGAGCAUUAGACUGGUGUACAGAGAGCCAACAGGACAAGAGAGGAGGCACAAGAACACAAAAGUAGAACAACAUGCGGAAGGUUUGAACACAAAGUUGAGAAAAAUUGGUGGUUGAAGUGAAAGGAACAGAGACGUAGAGCCAAAUACUUUUAGGUCAGUACAAGUCUCAUCCUUGGCAAAAUAUUCGUCACUGAGGACAAAGUUUUAGUUUAGGACUUUUUCGAUUCUUGUUUGUGAAACAGCCAUACAUGUAUUUUUUCAGGUCCUGCAUUAGGGACUUCAGGGCCAUUUACAGAGCCACGCAGGACACAAAACAGUGAAUUCAACAUCUUUAUAACUUAAUACAGAUAAUAAAAUCCAAAGCACUAUUUGCUGAUUUGAAGACAAAGCACAACCACCACCAUCUGGUAGAAACAGUGUUACAUGAAUCUGUUGUAUCAGGCUAAAGGCUACACCCUGGCUAGCCUUGUUUGUGCCUUUAGUGGGAAUUAGGCUAAAGAGUAAGCUUUGGCUAGCCAUUUUGGCAACGUAGUGGAAACCAAUCUAAUGAUUGGGGUUUUCUAUAUUCUGUGUCAUCUCUCUUCCUGUAUUAAAUCCACACAAAUGUUAUGUAAAUAUCCUCUAAUUACAUUAUAAAUGUAAAUAUAGAAUAAUAUACACAAAUACUAUUGAUUCUUUGGUUAAUGUUAGGCUACCAUAUAGUGUAAAUACUCAUAAUCUAUUUAAUAAUCAUCAGGAAUCUUGUACAAAGUGUGCACUGACUGAAUGUCUAUCAGCACUGUAUGUUUGUGUGUGGAUUUUACUGUAUAGGCCCUCCAUACCACUGUGGGUGGUUUGUUUGUUCAUUGGUAAAGUAACAGUGUGUAGUUAAAAGCUGCUAGUCUCAUCAUUUUGACUGUUCAGAAGGACCACAUGCCAGGGCUGGCUGUCUCUGAAGUAAACUUCUUUUUUGAGGCAGACUGAAAUCUCUGUCCUGACAGCCAGCCAAGAAGGCAUUGUGAGGAAGAAAUGUGCAAACACGUCAGAAAUUCAUCGUGAUGUGUGCAGCAGGAAGCAUUUAACUCCAAACUUCUAAUUAGAUAGCAAAUUGCAGAUGAAAGUGCGCAGAGCUUGUGGAUGUUUCUGGUUAUAAGACAUAUCAUUCAAUUCUCCCAAUCAAUCUUGAUUCCCAAAGCGGACGUAACCAGGUUUUACUGCAGCGUGAAACGGCUGCAGAGGAGUGACUUGUCUGGAUUUGCAGACAGAUUAGAUUUUUUUUUUUUUUUUUCUUUUGUUUUUACCCCAGAUGACCCAGGUCCAGCUGUUUUUCAGUGUUUAGCCCAUCCUGAAAAGAUCAGUUAUGUAAUUGGCAUCAAAUUAGAUUUUCUGUUUAUGUGAUUUUCUGUUCCUGUGCCCGGGUGUCUUGGUGCUGAGCUGAACACAGUGCAAUCACAAGGCAUUUGGAGCUCUACAGUUAGACUUUAAAUGACCAAAAGAGUGUAUCGUGCCUUUAAUGUUGGCUGUGAUCACUGUUGCGGGAGAGAAGACGUUAAGAGGGUCAAAAAAAUCAACAUAUUUAUUGUUUGAAACUCAAAAAUCUUGUUUCUCAAACACUUUUACACAUUUACAGAUUGACACUUCUUUGGUUCUUUUCCACAUGUAGCAGUAAAAAUGGUUUUGCAGAUAGAUUUAGAGAUCCUAACAUUUUCCACCUACAAUUUACAAGAGUUUAGUUGAUCUGUAGUUGAAAGAGGAUUUACUUUUACUUUACUACAUACUAUCUCAAUACACUAAUUUGCACUUAUUUGUUAUAGUAUGAAUGGUUCUUCUUUUGUUUACUGACCAGUGUCCAUUUCUAUUCCACUUUAAAUUUCCUUCUCCAGCUUUGCCAGCCUAACAUCAGUGUACACACAGAUGCACACACUCUCCCACAUAAUUCAAUCAGUCAAAGGCCUGAUCAGGUCACGUAAUUGGAUGUGUUGUAAAGUGAAAUGAAAGCAAUAUCCUGGCCUUCUCUCUAGUUUGGCUAGCUGUGGGGAGAGGCAGCUGUUCACGUCUUACACUUGUCUCUAGAGCACAAACACACACCUGAUCGCACACAUGAGGACACUCAGGAGAAUAGCACUGUGAAGACAAAGUACUGUGUGGCGUUUAGAGAUUUGAACACAAGGGAGAGAGAGAGACAAACAGAGAGUAAAUAAAAUGUGAGUGUGAUUUAUUAGCCCACUGUGUUGUACAGUUAAUCAAAAAAAAAAGGACAAAGAAAAGCUGAUGAAAGUAGAGCUGUGGGUGCGACACAGCUAGUUUACGAGUUAUUCACUUUAAAUGGCACUGCAGUCUGUUAUUAGCACUCCCCCCCCUCCUUGAAUUAACAUGCUUUGUCUUACAUGAAAUCAUAGGUAGCAUGACCUUUUAUUCUGUUUACAGAAUCCUGGAUUCAAAAUUAGAGUCACGCUCAGAUGCAGCUACUGCAUAAACACCUUCAUCAAAUGAAAUUAUAAACAGCAAUGAAACGGAGGAAAUGAGUAGAUUCGAGGAAACUAACAGGCAUCAUCUAAGUCUGGAAACCUUUUUGUUACUGUUCAGUCAUAUUUGGACCCUCUAAACUAGUGGUUACCAACUUUUCUGGCUUGUGAUCCCUUAAAAUGAGGCAAUAUCAACUUGAGAUCCCUCAUCACAGGCCUUUGUAUGGACAUUAGUCAUGAGCAGUUCAACAAAAGAUUAUUUUUUCCUUGUCAGAUUGUUUAAUUUGAACAAGACUGCCCAGGAACCCCCAAAGUCCCAGGUUCACUACAUGCCAAUUGGAUUUAGAAAUCUGAUUAAUUGAAAAAUUGUACAACAAAAGUCAAACAUCAAAGGCAAGUUUUGCAUUAUUAGCUCAUCUUGUGGCCCUGUCUUGUAAAGGUACCCUGUGGCAAAACCUAGUUGUAAGACCUUCAUUUUUGUUGCAUAUUCCUACAUAAUACACUACUGGUUGACUUUGGGCAAAUAUUGAGCUGCCAUGUAUAGUCUGAUGUUGUCUGAUGGACUUAAUAAUACUUAAUAGGAACCCUAAUAGGUUAAUUAGAGGCCCAGAAAAGGUGAAAGUAUCCAGGAUUUCAGAAGAAAAAAAGCAAAAAAUUAGAGAAAAACUGCCAAAAAAUAAACAUUAUUUUGUGAAACAGAAACUUUUUUUUUUCUUCACCCUUAAAUAAUGUUGUUCUGAUCUCUAGGUUGGAAAGCACUGCUCUAACCCAAUGUAGCAGCAUCUAAAAAAAAAAGAAUCUUUCUUCUGCUUUUUUGUGACGAUAUCACGACUAUGACAGCCGUGGUUGUUGAUCGGUUUUAUUUUUGGGAACACUGGUUGUCACCAUGUGAGUCUGAACACUGCAGGAGGCCACAAGAUGACUUAAACAAGAUGAAAUAUACAUGGAUUUUAAACAUGUAUUGUAAGGUUGAACCAAAGACUCUUUUCUCCUUUGAAUGAGCUUGAAAGGGAACACUGCAAGAAAUGUUACUCUUGCCAAGUGGAGACGAGUUUUUAUUUAAUUGUUUCUAUUGCAGUUUUUCCUAAUUUGAAUUAAAUGAGAUUGUCUGUAAUGAUGUAACACAAUUUGUAGUUAAUGAACUAAAACAUACCAAACCUCUGGUAAAAUGCUUGUUAAGUAGUUGUCUAUUUUUGGAUCGACUUUGUUGCAGUGGAACACAACUCUGUAUCUGAGGAUCUUCAGUGGUUACACUAAUGUAUAAAGCAGCUGAAAGCCAACAAAAUCAUGAGACACUGUGGUAAAUAAAGGCAUCUUCAUCAUGACCUUAUAGUCAUUAACAGGCUUAAUGCUCCAUCAAUGGGCACUUUUGCUUUGUGUUCACUAAAAUGGAUUUGAUCGCUGAUAAAAGGGUUGUUUAGUUGUUGUUUAGUCUGGUAACAUGUUCAAAUACCUGGGCUACUGUUUCUGUUUUUGUUCUAAUUGUGUUUAUUUGUUAGAGACUAUAACAGUUGAUAGCUAUAGGAUACUGAUAAUUAUUGCUUUCACUGUUUUUAACCAACGCUGUUAACUGAAUGCUGAUGUGUUUCAGCACCAUAAGUUAUAAGUUGAACUUGCUUCAGUGCUUUGUUGUAAAUGACAGAGAUGUUUUGCAUAUUGCACCGUAUAAAUUGUACCCGGUUUAUUUUGUGCAUGUCAUACUUAAUAACUGUUGAAAUGUUUUUACUAUAGAGAGAAAAUAUGACAGUGAGGAUGCUGUUCAAGAAUGUUUUUUAUUAGGUUGGAAAUGACUAUAAUUUGCCGUGCUGUAUCUACAAAGGGGCAUUGGAAAGAAUCAUUAUUUUGCACUGAGUAUAAAAAAAGACACUGGUGUUUAUAAUGACAAUUAUGCUACCAUACGAUGUUUAGUUUAAGUGAAGACUUUGCUACCAUUGUCAUUAUUUGCCUCGAUAAUAAUAAUGUUUAUCCUAAUGUUUACAAGGUGAGAAGCUGAAGCUGUUAUGGAUGUGUAUCAUAUUUGUAACUGUGUUUGUCCAUGUGUUGCACUGUUGGACUAAUCAGACCAGGGUAGAUGGGCAACAAUGUGAGGUCAAGUAGGAAAAAAAAAAACUGUAGAACUUGUGCAAAUAGGUUUGACACAGAAUCACUGCAAUGAAAUCAGACACUACUGGUCUCAUUUUGGCUAAAAGGAACUCAUGUUUUUAAAAAUCAUUGCAGUGAUAGGGCUGUAACCUUACACCAGGCUGUAAAGUUUCACUACCCUCUGUGGUUGAAAGCUUUUCACCACUGAUUAGUGUAGUCAGAAGUGUGUUUUGUUGCACCUGUAACCACACCUACAGCUACAGUGAUGUCACGCUAUACUGACUCAACCCCGGAGUACACUCGUACAUCACUGCAGCAGGGUGGGUAGUUCAACCACCGGAGGUCAGUCACAAGAUUUUCAGCUGCUGCUAAGAUGAUUGUCAAAGGACUCAAUUUUAAUUUCUACUAAAUGUGAUUGGUACAAACUUUGCAUCGAAAACACAGAGUUCUUUCACAUAAAGUGAAUGGACUAAUAGUCACUAGAAGUUGGGUGCCAACAUAAACCUUCAGAUGUCUGGAAGAAGUUGAAUCCAAACCAUUCGAAGUUCUGGUUUAGGGCAAGAGAUGUCUGAAGCCUUACUGUUGUGGAGGAAUAGUGUUUCCCUAUCCAUUUGUGCUUCCUGUUACAUUAACCUGAAGCAAACAUCUUCUGCGAGGCUUAAAACCUCCACCUAAUCUUACCCUUACUCCAACUAGUUUUUCUACAAUGACUAACCUUACCUAAGUCCUACCCCCAAUAGUGGAAGGCAAUGUUACGGGAAACACUAACUGAAGGGAAAGGAGAAUCUAUGUGACAGUUUGGCCAGUAUUUAUUUAUCCCUGUGAGGUGACCAUGCCCACCAGUAGGGCAGGACCACCCAAAAUAAUCAAGAGUUCUUGAUCUCAGUCAUGAUCUCAACACUUAGAACUGAAGAGGGCUUUUGGAUGAGAGGUGAAAUGUCUUCAAUCAGGUCCAGUCCAUUAUCAGGGACAAAAUGUUUUUGUUUUAUGGCAGGAUUUGCAGAGUAGCAUAAAGGAAUUUUGGUAAAUACGCUAGUCUGACAUUUGGAGAAUUAUGCUUUCUUGCAGACAUUACUCAGUCUGCUGUCACCGCAACCCUGUCCCGGUAUAAGCAGCGGAAAAUGGAUGGAUGGAUGGAUGGAUGGAUGGAUGCCUUCUUGCCAAAUGCUCUAACAUUUGGCAAGAAGGCAUCCGGAGGGAAACAGUUAACCUAUUGUAGCUUUGUACAAAAGUUCAAGACUACACCUACUAGCACAUCUUGUACUGUUUGUUUGUGGAGACUCCUUGUAAAACCAUCAAUUGUCAUUUUUAUUUUCUUUUGCUGGGAAGUGUAUUUUUGAACUUCAGGAAGAACCAGGCUAGCUGUUUCCCCUAUGCUAAGAUAAUCACCUCCUGGCUCUAACUCCAUAUUUAUUGCACAAACAUCAGAGUAGUAUUGAUCGUCUUAUCUAACUCUUAACAAGAAAGCGAAUAAGCCUCAAAAUGUCAAACAUACUGUACGUGCCCAUCAGCUGUGGCUACGUUGGUUUAUAAUGUUCUUACUCAAUAACAAUAUAUACAAUAGGUUCUGCUUACCUCACAUAAAAGCCCAUGUAUCCUGGUCUACAGACAGAGUCAGUCUUGUAUGCUGACAAAAUUCAGGACCCCCCCCCCCCACCUUCAUCGACUGCCAGGGGCCCCAAACCUCCUAGCAGCGCCCCUGCAGGACAGUAUGUACUCCUGUACACUCUGUGAAGACCUCAGCACACUUUCAGUGCCUCUGAACAAUGUUGCCAAUGUACCACUGACUGACUGACUGAAUGGAUGACUGAUAUACUGAUUUCUGAGGCCGUGUGUGUGUUUUCUGACAGAUGAAUAAACGUGCAGAUGAUAUUAAUAA